This is a messenger RNA of Hypanus sabinus (Atlantic stingray), 3695 nucleotides long. RefSeq names its product zinc finger protein 665-like. NCBI's taxonomy places the organism in Eukaryota, Metazoa, Chordata, Chondrichthyes, Myliobatiformes, Dasyatidae. Gene Ontology annotation, biological process: regulation of transcription by RNA polymerase II. Bases 328 to 2319 code for a protein of 663 amino acids. The transcript is spliced from 3 exons. Gene Ontology annotation, molecular function: RNA polymerase II cis-regulatory region sequence-specific DNA binding; DNA-binding transcription activator activity, RNA polymerase II-specific. Gene Ontology annotation, cellular component: nucleus. The record is from RefSeq and is a predicted model, not a curated record.
CGGCCAACCGUCGGCGGCGGCGCCAGCUCCCGGUUGCGCGGUCGGUGAUUUCCCCCCCCCCCCCCCACCCGCCCUCCACCGGCACCCAUUGCCGAUUCCCGCCGGUUGUUGUUGUGGGUGUUUUGAAGCCGGCGGUGGCCACCGUGUAGCUGCCAGGGCGGACUCUGGCACAGUACAGUAGAGCAUGCGCAGAGCAUUCGGUUUUGUCCCUCUCCACAGCAACAUUGCAGAGGUUAAGUAGUUGGACAAGUCAGAGAAAGUUAAUGAGAAACAUUUACGCUGGGGUGUUGCAGAGUGAGGUGAGAGUGUCAGGACAGUGCCCAUUGCAUGAUGGAAGGAAGGCCUAGUGACAGCCCUGUGGACACACCUGCUUCUGAGGCUGUGCGGAGCAGCAGACCCGACCUGGAGGGCCUGUUGUCCUGCGCACUGUGUGGGAAGGUGUUUGCUUACCAGUCCUUGCUGCGCCGCCACUGGCAAGCUCACACUGAGAACCGGCCCUUCCAGUGCGAGGUCUGUGGCAAGACCUACAAGAGCGACCAGGACCUCUCGCAGCACCGGCGGAUCCACACCAGGGAGAGGAGCGCCCGGUGCCCCGAGUGCGGCAAGGCCUUCGUCCGCUUCUCGCACCUGGAGGCGCACCUGCGCACCCACACUGGCGAGCGGCCCUUCUCCUGCCCCGACUGUGGCAAGGCCUUCCAGCAGUCCUCGAACCUGCAGAGGCACCAGCGCACCCACACCUGCGAGCGGCCCUUCUCCUGCCCCGACUGUGGCAAGGCCUUCCACCAGUCCUCGAACCUGCAGAGGCACCGGCGCAAACACAGCUGUCAGCAACCCUUCUCCUGCCCCGCCUGCGGAAAGACCUUCAGCCGCUACUCUCACCUACAAGGGCACCGGUGCGCCCACAGCUGCGAGCGGCCCUUCUCCUGCCCCGACUGCGGCAAGGCCUUCGUCCAGUCUGCCCACCUCGUGGAACACCGGAGAGUUCACACUGGAGAGAAGCCCUUCGUCUGCUCGGUCUGUGGGAAGAGCUUUGCCCGGUCGUCACAGCUCCACGUCCACAGGCGGACCCACACAGGGGAGAGGCCCUACGCCUGUCCCGACUGCGGGAAGAGCUUUAGCACGACUUCCAUCCUGCUGAAGCACCGGCAGGUCCACACCGAGGAGCGGCCCUUCCCCUGCCCCGACUGCGGCAAGGCCUUCAAGAGCCCCGUGCAUCUGAAACAGCACCACGUGAUCCACGGCGGGGAGAGGCCCUUCUCCUGCACCGUCUGCGGGAAGAGCUUCACUUGGUCGUGGCAACUGCAGAACCACCGGCGGACGCACACGGAGUUAAUUCAAAAUAUUCACACCAGGAUCUUGCAGCAUGACUUAGAGCAUCAGGGUCUGUCUGACAGUGUAUAUCGUGCAAUGGAAGGAAAGACCUAUGACACCCCUGUGGACACACCUCCCUGCGAGGGUGUGCAGAAGAGCAGUCGGGAGGGUCUGUUGUCCUGUACGCGGUGCGGGAAGGUGUUUGCCUACCAGUCCGUCCUGCGCCGGCACUUGCAAGGCCACAGUGAUGACCGGCCCUUUAAGUGUGAAGAGUGUGGCAAGGCCUACAAGAGUGGCCAGGACCUCUUGCAGCACCAGCGGAUGCACAACAGGGAGAAGAGCGUCACCUGCCCUGAGUGCGGCAAGGUCUUCGUCCGCUUCUCGCACUUGGAGGCGCACCUGCGCACCCACACUGGCGAGCGGCCCUUCUCCUGCCCCGACUGUGGCAAGGCCUUCCAGCAGUCCUCGAACCUGCAGAGGCACCAACGCACCCACACCUGCGAGCGGCCCUUCUCCUGCCCCGACUGUGGCAAGGCCUUCCACCAGUCCUCGAACCUGCAGAGGCACCGGCGCAACCACAGUUGCCUGCGGCCCUUCUCCUGCCCCGACUGCGGCAAGGCUUUCGUCCAGUCUGCCCAGCUGGUGGAGCACCAGAGGGUACACACUGGAGAGAAGCCCUACGCCUGCCCCGUGUGUAGGAAGAGCUUUGCCCGGUCGUCAGAGCUCCACGUCCACAGGCGGACCCACACGGGGGAGAGGCCCUAUGCCUGUCCCGACUGCGGGAAGAGCUUUAGCACGACUUCCAUCCUGCUGAAGCACCGGCAGGUCCACACCGAGGAGCGGCCCUUCCCCUGCCCCGACUGCGGCAAGGCCUUCAAGAGCCCCGUGCAUCUGAAGCAGCACCACGUGAUCCAUGCCGGGGAGAGGCCCUUCUCCUGCACCGUCUGCGGGAAGAGCUUCACUUGGUCGUGGCAACUGCAGAACCACCGGCGGACGCACACGGAGUAGAGGAGCUACACGUGUCCCAACAGGGGUGAGGAGAGGUGGUGUGGGAGCUUCACUCGUUCCUGCCAUCUCCUUCACAGCAGCAGACACGCCCUGCCAUUCAGGGUGCGUCUACUUCCAUCCCUCCCUCGGGCACCGCCUGUUAACUGUGAGUGUGUUCUUUGUGUGAAUCUUUGUGGAGAUUGCGUGCUCUCCUUGUGACCCUGUGGAAUUCCCACAGCUGCUCUGGUUUCCUCCCAUGUUCCACGGAGGUAAAUUGCUCCCAAGUGUGUCAGUUAUUUCACAUAUUUUAUAUCUCAGUAGUAUUUGAGCAUUACUGCAAAUAUGUCAUUUGAUUGGCCAUUCCUUGUUGGUUUAAAUAUUUCAUUACGGGUAGUUUUUAAAAAUACGUCACGACCUUCCCACGUGAUCUGUGUGCACCUUGGGGGUUCAAAGUGCUUCAGGAAAGUUAUGAGUUUUGUGAGUAGAAAGAGUCAGAACCAACACUGAAUGCUUGUUAUUGUGUGAACUUCAAGAGGGAGACAGAAAGCUGCUUGUAAAAGUAAAUGCAAAGCCCAAAGCCCAGCUGGGUGAAUGGAAGGCCCAAAAGAAAGGAGAAAUGAAAACAGGAUCCAUCAGAUGAUGUUGUGGGCGAGGAAACCAAGAGGAGAGAUCAGAGUGUAAAGGGAGCAAUAGAAAGAUUAAUAAAGGAAUACUUCAGUUAUUUAAUUCACCUUCCCAAGAUGAAGUUGUGCAAACUGGAAAGAAGGAAAAGAAAGAGGAGGAUGAAAUUGUGUGAAUGGAAGAGGAGAAACGAGACUGAAUUUCUUGGGGAAUCAGCAAAUUCAGGGGUUUUCCCAAACUAGAGGAAGAAUUUGGAAGGUGAGAAACAGAAAGACUAAAGUCAGAAAGGAGAGAAGAGAUAGUGAGCGAGAAAGGGAAGGAUGUGAAAGAGAGAAGGACGAAGGUAACGGGCAGGAUAAAGAGAGAAAAAAGAAGUUCUGACCGGGAGAGAAGCAAGGAUAGAAGUAGAUCCAGUGAGAAAAGGAGAAGAAAGGGGUUCAAAGGUUUCCCAGACUCAGUCAGCUGCUACAACCACCACGGAGGAGGCCCCGGAGCCAGAAAUAGUCUCACAGCCACAAGUCUCACCUGUCAGGGUGACCCCCACCCCUCCUGUCAGGCAAGACAUUAUCCCACAAGAGGAAGAAAUCCUAUACACAGUGAUUAAAUCUUAAAGUAUGAAAGGAACUAUUUAAAAAUGGACUCUGCUGUGGAUAUCUGUAUUAUCUAGUACACUACGUCGUUGAGAUCCAUUCUGUGUUGAGUUUAUAGCUAAGCAGGGAGGAGUGUUGUGUAUUUAAUAUUUGAGUGGUAUUGUAAAUAUAUUGUUUGAUUAAGCA